Molecule: messenger RNA, 456 nt
Organism: Cucurbita pepo subsp. pepo (vegetable marrow)
Lineage: Eukaryota; Viridiplantae; Streptophyta; Magnoliopsida; Cucurbitales; Cucurbitaceae
Product: large ribosomal subunit protein eL39
Biological process (GO): translation
Cellular component (GO): cytosolic large ribosomal subunit; ribosome
Molecular function (GO): structural constituent of ribosome
Source: RefSeq, a predicted model, not a curated record
AGCAUAUAAAAACUUGUUCGAUACUGAUAGGGUUUUCGUUAGACCGCCGUCUGCUUCCAAGUUCGCCGCGGAACACAGGACUCGAAGAUGCCGUCUCACAAGACUUUCAGAAUCAAGAAGAAGCUCGCGAAGAAGAUGAGGCAGAACAGGCCUAUCCCGCACUGGAUCCGUCUGAGAACCGACAAUACUAUCAGAUACAACGCAAAGCGCAGGCACUGGCGUCGCACCAAGCUAGGGUUCUGAGGUGCUUUCGAUUUAUAACUUUAAUGCUCAUUUACUUUGAAUUUGUUAAGAUUGCGGACAUAAGUGUUCUUAAGGACCUAUUAUUAUAUUUGCGCAACUGAAAUUUAGUUCAUCUGAUAUUUUUGUUAUCAUUUAUACACUGAAGUUUGAAGUAGUUCGGGAUAGAAUGAAUUUUCUGGCAGGCAUCAUGUCUGUGGCUUAGCAGUUUAUCCA